Hyposmocoma kahamanoa is the source of this 1408-nucleotide messenger RNA. RefSeq lists its product as uncharacterized. The record is from RefSeq and is a predicted model, not a curated record. NCBI's taxonomy places the organism in Eukaryota, Metazoa, Arthropoda, Insecta, Lepidoptera, Cosmopterigidae. Gene Ontology annotation, molecular function: RNA endonuclease activity; single-stranded DNA endonuclease activity; metal ion binding. The coding region runs from base 26 to 1342 and encodes 438 amino acids. Gene Ontology annotation, cellular component: mitochondrial inner membrane; nucleus. Gene Ontology annotation, biological process: apoptotic DNA fragmentation. The transcript is spliced from 7 exons.
GUGCCCAGAGUGUAAGAGCAGUGUGAUGCGUUUAUUUGUGGUGGUUAUCUUCGCUGCGCUGGCUACGGCAGCAUCAGGUGCAAAGCCGUUGCCAGAACCUGGGGAACUAGCCUUUGUCCUCAAUGAAGAUGAUUUCGAAGAUUAUCUUGAUGGUUGGCUAGAAUACGAAUAUUUAAAGAGAAAUAUUAGUGUGUCUGCAGUAGCUCGCAGCGGAUGCACAAUUAGAGUCAAUGGUGAUCUCGGUCAGCCGCAGCCAGUUUUCAUCAGCAAUAGUGCCUACCUCAGUCCUAAUGGCAACUCUGGACAAAUCCUUCUCAACACGGGCCAGCAAGUCACUAUCGCGUGUACGGGCUCAAAUCGUCAAAUACAACACCCUAACAUCGCUUCCACCUUAGCCGUUGGUACAGUAUCGUGUGUGAGCAACAACCUGGUCCAAGCGACUUGGCUGAGAGGAAACAGCGCCUUUGGAGGGCUUACCUGCAACAAUAACGCUUUUCAUGAAGCUCAGGGAACUUCGUCCAGAUGCUGGAACAAUAAUUUGGUUAUUCAAGUUGGUUUCAUCGUCCAAGGUGUUUUCUACCCGUUAUAUUGGUCAUGCUUUGACCAGCGCCGGUUAGAAGUUAUAUAUGUAUGGUAUCCGCAGACUCCUCAACACGCUGUACAUCAAACUAAUGUUGAUCGACCCAGUUUUCUCCCGGGCAGCUUUUUCCCCGGAGUGGAUAUCAACAAUCUUUAUACUCAGAAUCACCAAAAUCAAAGAAUAGCUCAGCUGACUGGCAGAAACACUUACGUUACGAGCACACAAUUCUUAUCUCGUGGUCAUCUUUCUGCUAAAAGUGAUUUCGUCUUCGCUACGGGUCAACGCGCCUCAUUUUAUUUCAUCAACGCUGCUCCUCAAUGGCAACCCUUUAACGCUGGUAACUGGAACUGGCUAGAGCAGAACCUACGUGCUCGCAUUGGAGCUGCUGGGUACCACACUACGAUUUACACAGGAACAUUUGGUGUGACUCAACUUCGCAAUGCACAAAAUCAAUUCGUUGACAUCUAUUUGCACACCAAUAACCAGGUUCCAGUGCCUCUGUACUUUUAUAAGGUGGCGUAUGAUGCAACUAGACGCCUGGGCACAGCCUUUAUCAGCAUCAACAACCCUUACUAUACGUUAGCCGAGGCGCGUGCGCUGCAAUUUUGCACUGACCGGUGCCGUGGUAAUAGUGCCUUCGACUGGAUCCGUUGGCAGCCUGACCGCGUCGAUAUAGGCUACAGUUUCUGCUGCACCAUCGAUGAUUUUAGGAGGGUCAUUCCGCACCUCCCCGCCUUUACUGUAAACGGUCUUCUAACAUAAUUCAAGUGUAUCCAUUGAAACUAUAUAAUUAAUAUGUCCCAGUUUGAAUUACAAUUUUAUUUUCCG